CGCAAGGUACCCUUACCUGUCUGCCAGCUGGUGGCGGUACCUUAACCUUCUUCGACCCGGCUACCUCGUGCGCCAUCCCAACUCUCCGUGCUCAUCCACCAUCUAACCACCCUUUGGCCCCAACUUACCGCCGUCCACGUCUUCAUCAACCCUUGCGCCUCUAGAAGCCGCCUACGAACCACCGGCACGACGACAGUGUCCCGCCAACACGGCUCUCGCCCAAGGCCGCCCCCGGCUCUCGACCCCGCCCCAUGUCGCGAUCCGCACUCCCAUCAUGAACUUGGUCCUCGUCUCUGGGCGAGGGUCUGCAGCUUGCUUCUGCACCUUGUGAGGGCAUCAAGUGUCCGCCGCAAUAUCCACGAAAACGCCCUAAUUCCGAGGUCGCAAACGAGUCGUCGAAAUGGCCACCCUCUUCCAGUCCUUCCGGAGCUCCAGCAUGCCCAAGAGGCUACUGCGAUAUGCUCUCGCCAAGCUUGACUUCCUCGACACCGACGCCCUUGAUACCGAGAACCUCGACUUGGCUAUUGGGAGAAAUACCGUGUUUGAAUUUAGAGAUGUUGGCAUUAGGCUCAAGAAGCUGGAGAAGACGCUCCAGCUGCCGGCCACAUUCGGACUGAAACGCGCCAAAGUCCUUCUAUUGCGAAUAACGGUCCCCGUCGACUUCUAUUCGAGCCCCAUUACAAUCCAGGUAGAUGGCAUCGACGUGACACUCGAGCUCAUCACCAAGUUGACCACUGCGCCCGCGGCGGCGACAUCGGAUCUUGCCGCCGAUCCAGUUCCCAACACUGUCGAUCUUGCACAGUCCUUCCUCGACACGCAACCAUCAUCCGAACGCAAGCAAUUAGAAGAUGCCCUGGCCGCGGAGACACUGGAUUUGGGCGCCUCGGUAUCCGUCAGCGAUGACGGCAGUGAGGACGAUGCCGGCUUCGGCACCGGCCAGGCGCUCUCGUUGCCCACGUUCCUUGCCGACUUUUUGCAUGGCGUCGUUGAUCGGACACAGGUCACGAUCAGGAAUGUUAAUUUCCAAGUGGACAUGGAUGUUCCUGCCGACGUCAACGCCAGCUCUGUUGAACCCGUUUCGUUCCAGAUUUCCAUUCAAGACAUUGAUGUCGAGGGUGUCACCACUUCCGCACCAGAGCUGGAUGGUAGUAUAAGCUCUCCGACUGCCUUUGUCCCAAAGGAGGGAAAGCGACACAUAUCGUUGGAUAGUGUCCGUGCCUUCCUCAUCUCUGAGGCGAAUGUCUUUCCCAGCAUGACCAGGUCACCAUCGAUGGCAUCGCCGUCGGCGGCCUCCUCACCUAUCCAGACUCGGAACCCUCCGUCUCGGCAGACCACAUCGCUCUCACAGGGAAGUUUUCAAGAGCAGCCUAUGGCGACCCUGCAGGAGAGCUUUCGCGAGCACUUUUCCGACCGUGAAGAAUCCCCAGAACCCGAGUUCCCUCUUGGGGACAGUGAGGAAGCUCUUGGCAUCCCGUAUGACUUGGACGGCAACCUGAAUGACGAACCAGAAGACGACAGCCCCCCAACACCACGCGCUUCCUUGUUUCAAGAAGCUACCCCUGGAACUGACGAUUCGGUCUUCCACUCAAUGUUCGAUGCUGGAACACAACCGAGAUCCUCGACCGUCUUGCCUUUCCACCAUGACGAAGACUUGUUGACCUUUGACGCCUCAACGCCGGCACUUGACCAAGAGCCAGAAGCGCAGCUUCAUACCGACAGUAGUCAAGUCGACAUGUUGACCGGUAUCCGACCUAGUGACGCCGACAGAGUCUCAGGGACAAAUACGACCGCAGACUUGACUGAGUCCCACUUGUACACGCAUGAUGAAGCAGAGAGCAUGUACCUGAGUGCUUUUUCCAAUGCGGAAGCUCAAGAACCUACGAGAUCGCGCACACCGACCUCCACACCUGGUCGGACACAGAUUGAUGUGGACGCCUCUUGGCCGACGCCGCAAAUGGCGCCCUCAACGAUGCCGGGUACCUGGAAUGACGACAGCGAGGGUUCACAACUAUCUGAGCCCGGUCUGAGGGCUUUGCCACAACGGCCGAAGACUCCGUCGGAAAGUGUGGUAAAUGAUUCUGAAAGUGAAGGCUCCUCUCCCGCUUUCAGCAGGCACUUCACCGCCCCCAUCGAGGCAGAUGCCGCGAUCAGCGGCGACACUCCAGAUGCCUAUCAGCAAGAAGAUGCUGCAACACCAAAGGGACCGACACGAGUCGCAAAGGAAAUCUUACACGUGAAGAGAAUUUCGUUCCAUGUCCCGUCGCAUCACCAGCACAUUCAGGUUCAAGCGAACUCACCAGAAUCUGUAGCACAGUUGUCACGCCCUUUGGGAAGCUCCGUUUUGCCUCAAGCACCGGGCGGAUUCUCGACCUAUGGUGCCACUCCUGCGUCACCCAACAGUCCACCUGCGCAGCCAAGUACGACGCAAAACCACAAUUCCGUGGACGUUACGCUUGGGCCGAUGAGCAUCAACUUCGAUGCGUCCGUUGCAUUCGUGUUGGCAAUGCUUGUAGACAAACUGCUUAAGGUGCUGAGGGAUGGACCCCCUGCCGCAUCGCCCAACGUCCAAAAAGGGGACUCAGCGCCCAAGACGGCACCAGCAAUCAAGGUGAAGGCUCAAGAGAUCUCGCUAAAUUUUGUCAAUCGACUUGGCGGGGUGGCAGAAACCUCUGAGCGUUACUUGGACCCAGCCGUCUUUCACUUAUUCGAGCAAGAGGUUCUCCUCAACAUGACACUUCAAAACCUGGCGGUAAAUAUGUCGCCUAGCUAUGCCAUGUCUACCGACACGAGCACGACAAGUGUCGACCCAAAAAAGGCCGCGAUUACGACGGAGGUUGAACUAGAGAAAUUUCGCUUCGGGUACACUAACGGAGAUAUCGUAUCCUUCGAUAGCGGGAGACCAAUGUCUACGUCGGUCAGAGAUACCUUUCGAUCGAGCGGUAAAGACAUCAGCAUCCGGAUCACAAAGUCAGCUGGUUCGACCAGAACGGACAUCGAAACCUUGCCACUGGUCAUUCAAAUCGACCUGCAAAGACUCGACGAGACGUUUGGCUGGUUUGGCGGCCUGAGCAGCUUCCUUAACAUGAGCGCUUCGAUGACCUCCAGUCCAUCACCGACGAUCAAGUCCACAGCUUUGCCCGCGCCACCAAAGCAACGGGGCGUCCAUUUUGAAACGCCUAUUGACCCUGAAGACAGGUCUGUCGCUGCACAAAACAAGGCCAACGUACGGAUCGGUGGUGCUUUGGUCGAGUUGGUUGGUCGGGAUUGUAGCCUGGCCGCAGAAACACAUGCCAUCAAAAUCGUCAGUCGUGACGAGGGCAUUGGUAUUGCCUGCAGUCGUAUACGCGUGUCGGGGCCGUAUCUACGGAACUCGCUCUCGGAUCCAGCCAUCACCGGUGACAUUUCUGGCUUGCGUCUGGAAUUUCUCAUGGCACCGAAAGACAAGGAUUUGGAGAAGUUGCUGGAACUCAUCAUUCCGUCAAAGGACAAGUUCGAUGAUAGCAGCGACGAGAUCAUGGUCGACACGCUUUUGCGGCAGCGCAGGAAGGGUUCGGUCCUCAGAGCGACGUUGGAAACAGUUAAUGUCCGCAUCAAGAACCUAGCCCAGCUCUCACCCGCCUUGCCUAAUCUCGGCGAGGAGAUAGCCAAGUUGUCAACGGUGGCCAAGUACCUCCCGGAAGAUGAUCGUCCGGGACUCCUUACCCUUGGGAGUCUCCACACCCUAACCUUUGGGGUGGACGUUGGAAGCCCACUUGGAUACAUUGGAAGUGAGAUGCGCGGCCUGGACAUUGGACACAUUACGUUCCCUUCCCUGUUUGCGGUUGCCCUUGAGGGGCUCUCGGUGCGCCGCAACCAGAGCGAAGACCUUAUCAGCUCGCCUGUUUUUGACUCACCCGAAGACCCGCUAAAGAAUCGCCCCGUCCUGAUGGCAAGGGUUAUUGGCGAUGAAAUUGAACCAACCUUCAAACUUAAGCUGCACGGCCUGAGGAUGGAAUACUGGGUCCCCACGAUGAUGGAUUUCCUGGGUCUUGGAAAAGAUGCUACGCCUCAAGACUUCGAGGCUAGCUUGGCGGCUUCCGUUGCUAGCCUGAACGAUCACGCCCAUGCUAAGCUUGUCCGACAACCAGUGUCACCACCGCCAGAACAGGUUAAACAAGUCAAAGCGCUGACUCUCGACAUUGGCAUGCGCGACUGCCUCCUGGGUUUGAACCCCUUGAACCUGACGUCAAAGAUGGCUGUCGUGUUUACCGACGCUCACCUGCGGACCACGCUACCGAGAGAUGGAAAGACGACAGCGACGAUGUCAAUCAAUAAGGCAUCAGUGCUACUCACCGACGAUGUCUCCAAUGGCGCAGAUCGUAGCGCCACCGCCAAUUCAAAGCGUCGAAUGUCCUCGGCCGUGUCUCCUCGGGUUGCUGAACUCUCUGCGCGGGGGUUUGUCGACAUUUGUUAUAUUUCUUCUGCAAGUAUCGUGGCUGUUGUCAAACCGAAGUCGGAUGAUGAUGACGACAAGCAGAUUGAGGUGGUUCUGAGGGACGACUUGUUGGUUCUCGAGACAUGCGCAGACUCUACCCAGACCCUCAUCACGCUAGCCAACGCAUUGAAGCCGCCGACGCCCCCGAGCAGGGAGAACAAGUUUAGAACCAAAGUUGUCCCGGUUCAAGAUCUGCUGGCAUCCAUAUCGGCCGAAGCGUUUGGUCGCCCAGAAGGCGAGUAUGACUUUGAUCAGGAUUUUGCAGGCGCGCAAGAGAUGGCAGGCAGCGUGUCUGAUCUGGACUAUGGGACGGAAGAUUCCCUCGGCAUUGACUCGCAGUUCUACGGAGAGGAAGCUGAAGGCGAGGAAUUGUUCGAUGCGACCAAGACUCCGAGCAUGUUACACGAUACAAGCAUGGAGGAGACGGCAGAAGGCGUUCUGCUCACGGGGUUUGAGCCCUCCCAAGGCGCUACAUCGGAGCAGGACAGUGACGACUUGGUCAUCCACGACGACUUCUACCGCCGCGACGAGUCCAUUCAGGAUCAUACGGCGAAGGUCUGGAACUCCACCAGAAACACAUACGACCGUGCGCCCACGAGCCUUGUGCAGAAUAGCCCUCUUAAGGUUUCUGUCCGAGAUGUGCAUGUCAUUUGGAACCUGUUUGACGGGUAUGACUGGGCGCAUACUCGUGACAUUAUUAGCAAGGCGGUGGAAGAUGUCGAGACCAAGGCGAUUGAGCGCCAGGCGCGACUGGCAGGUCCACAGGUGUACGAAGAGGAAAUCGAAGAUGAGGAGGCCAUUGGCGACUUCUUAUUCAAUUCGAUCUACAUCGGGAUACCGGCGAAUCGCGAUCCGCGCGACUUGACGCGUGCGAUCAACGAGGGGCUCAAUGAUAAUGCAACAGAAACAGAGUCGGUGGCCACGACAGCAUUCACGACCACUACGGGCAGAACUGCCAAACGACAUCAACCGAGAUCAAAGCGCCUCAAGCUACACCGCAGCAAGCACCACAAAAUCACAUUUGAGCUGCAGGGUGUGAACGUGGACAUGGUCAUGUUCCCUCCUAACACUGAAGAUGAGACCCUGAGCAGCAUAGAUGUCAGAGUCCAGGCUCUCGACAUCUUUGACCACGUGCCGACAUCAACAUGGAAAAAGUUUGCCACGUAUGAUCAGGAUCAGGGGGAACGAGAGAUGGGCACGAGCAUGGUGCACCUGGAACUGCUCAACGUCAAACCCCUACCCGAGCUGGCUGCUUCGGAGAUUGUGCUGCGCGCAACCGUUCUGCCUCUUAGGUUGCACGUGGACCAGGACGCGCUCGACUUCAUCACUCGUUUCUUCGAGUUCAAAGACGAAAAUGUGCCCGUCCACUCGUCCCCUAGCGACGUCCCUUUCCUGCAGCGGGCAGAGGUCAACGACAUCCCUGUCAAGCUUGACUUUAAACCGAAGCGGGUAGACUAUGCAGGCCUGCGGUCCGGCCACACAACCGAGUUCAUGAACUUCAUUGUCCUCGAGGAGUCGCGCAUGGUGUUGCGCCAUGUCAUCAUCUACGGCGUGUCGGGCUUUGAUCGCUUGGGAAAGACGUUGAACGACAUCUGGAUGCCUGACGUCCGAAAGAACCAGCUGCCGGGAGUUGUGGCUGGCCUUGCCCCCGUCCGCUCAUUGGUCAACAUUGGCAGCGGCUUCAGAGACCUCGUGGAGAUACCUCUGCGGGAGUAUCAAAAGGACGGUCGUGUGAUUCGCAGCAUCUCCAAGGGAGCCGCUGCCUUUGCGCGGACAACAGGCACGGAAUUGGUGAAGCUGGGUGCCAAGAUUGCUGUGGGCACACAAUACGCGCUGCAGGGGGCGGAAGACAUGCUCACGGAGAAGCGACAGCCGGAAGCCGUCGAGAGCGGCUGGGACGACGAGGACCUGGAUCCCGAGGACAAGAAGCAAAUCUCGCUGUACGCGGACCAGCCGACAGGGGUGCUUCAGGGCAUCCGAGGCGGCUACCGGUCUCUCACCAGAGAUGUGAAUUUGGCCAGGGAUGCCAUCAUCGCCGUGCCGGGCGAAGUCAUGGAGAGCCAGUCCGCCAGCGGCGUUGCGAGGGCGGUGUGGAAGCGAGCGCCGACCAUCAUUUUCCGGCCAGCCGUUGGUGUGACCAAGGCGAUCGGGCAGACCCUCAUGGGCGCAACCAACACCAUUGAUCCUCAGAACAAACGACGCAUUGGCGAGAAAUACAAGCAUUGAUAGCAUACGGCGGCAGGAACCUGUUCUAACGAAUUGUCGACCAAAAUGGUCCUGGCCACGUUCUGUGUCCUUUUUACAUCACUGCUCUCAGAAUAGAUCAUGGAAGCGCAUUUAGGAUAGGGGUCAUGAUUUGUUGGUACAUUCGUCUUAGAUUUUGGCGACGAAUUCUAGGACGGUGGGGUAGUGCAACGUGUGUGUGAUGUGGAAGUAGGCAGGGACUGGGGUGAGGCAGCAAGCAGUAGGCCGAGAAUGAACCGAUGGAGUACAGCAUACGAAGUGCAUCAGCACAGCAUGGCGCUCGCGGCGCAUGACAUAGACAAUCUACAUGGUCUGACAUGCAAGGAUCUUCGUGGCGCCACGGAUGCAUGAGCGGCAAGAGUCUAGAAGCCGUCGUCGGGUAUGCCCUGCUGGCGCUCGAGAGCCCUUCUCUGGUUGUUGGCGUCGAUCCACCACUUGUGCGUUUCGUCGGUGCCCGUCCACUGGCCGUUUUCGUCGACCUCGUCCCACGGCUUGGGGCUCAGGAUAUAGUGCACGUUCUUGACCUGGUCGUCGCGCCAGAUGGCGUCGUGGACGCCGGGCCACCGCAACGUCUUGAGCGCGUUGUACGUGUACGGCAGGGCGACCCAGCGGCCCCGAUACAGGUCCGACAGCAGCGACUGGUCGGCAAAGUCCAUGUUGACGGCGUCGGCCUCCAUGUGGUCGAGGAUCUGGCGGUACAGGACGGCGGAGGGGUUCACGACCUGGAGGCCGCCGUUCAUGAAGCCGAGGGGGCCGACGGCCGGGUCGGCGGCGACGGUCUGGGCGCGGUCCGGGUCGUCGUGCUGCGACGUGAAGGCGCAGUUCUGGGGCACC
This is a messenger RNA of Purpureocillium takamizusanense, 7552 nucleotides long. It is a transcript of the gene ATG2, whose product is annotated as autophagy- protein 2. The transcript is spliced from 3 exons. Gene Ontology annotation, biological process: autophagosome assembly; reticulophagy; autophagy of mitochondrion. The coding region runs from base 401 to 6700 and encodes 2099 amino acids. The record is from RefSeq and is a predicted model, not a curated record. Gene Ontology annotation, molecular function: phosphatidylinositol-3-phosphate binding. Gene Ontology annotation, cellular component: extrinsic component of membrane; phagophore assembly site. Lineage: Eukaryota; Fungi; Ascomycota; Sordariomycetes; Hypocreales; Ophiocordycipitaceae.